ACCAGGAAUCGUCGGCCUUGGUCCGUAGGGCACGCUCUGUUCUUGAUUAUCAAGAAUCGCCGGCCAUGGUCCGCCCAUCAAGUUUCCCAGGCUAUCACAACUCCGUCGUCGAGGGUAACGACUCAUAUGGUCACCAAAGUUCUGCGAACAUCGUAGAGCAGAUAAGACAUUCUGACGAAAACGGCUUCGAAGGCCUUUGGGGCCUCGACGACUUUGAGGACCUCGACAACUUGAACAACCUUGAAAAUCCCGACAACUUCAACGACUUCGAUUUCGACGACUACGGCGGCUUCCACGACUCCGACGACCCCAACAAUUUUGAAGGCGACACGCCCCUAAGCACAGCUAUGCGGUCGCUCUUCAGUCGGCCGUACUGAAAACGUAUUUGGAUCCUUCAGGAGGUUAUGCUCGCCCGAUCUGUGGUGGUGUUUUGCGGUGAUUAUCGUGUUGACUGGUCCAGAUUCGAGGAAUUCUUCAGAAUUGCAAAAGUCCUUCGAGAAAAGCCAGGCGAAGCCAAGCGUGUUUCCGAUAUCCCUGGAAGCCAGGACGCUAGGGCUAUCAUCAAUGAGAAAGCUGAGAUCACUUCUGGUCAAAGGUUAGAAUAUAUUCUUGACACUUUCGAGGGAUGGCAGUGUGAGAAGCCUCAAGACAAAGUGUAUGGUUUGCUCGGCCUUGUACCAGAGCAUCGCAGGGUUCCCAUUGACUAUCAAAAGUCAUUGUACGAGAUCUUUACGGACGUCAUCCACCGUGUUGUACACGAUGAGAGUCACCUUGAUGUGGGAAGUCACAUUACCCUUGGCCGUCUGCUGAAACAGUCUCUCGCUAAGGGCGAAUCAUAUUCAAAGCUAUCAAGCUUGGAUGUAGAGCAUUAUGUCAGAAUGGUCCACGCUGAGCAGAGAACAGCUAAGCAGCCACCACAUCGACUUGUAGGUGAUGAUGCUAUGGCACGGUUUGUCUAGGAAAUGCGCAACAGAUUUACCAUAGAUCUACAUUGCCUCGUCAUCGAAAUGCAUACACUCGUUUACCACUGCGUGAAGAGCUUCAUAGUAUUUUUAACAUUCCGAAAAAGAGAGAAGCUCGGCAUUUUGGACAACUAGUAAACUCGCGAGGCUACCCCAGAUAGUGUUAACAUAGUGUACGCAGAUAGGAAGUGUAUCCGCUAUCCCCAAUUCCCAUGAGUACGUUGAAGCCCCAUAGACAGUCGCAAGAAAGUGUACGGAUAUCUACUGUACGACAUGCAAUCCUCGACAAACCCAAAAACAAGAAUAUUCUAAUAGAAAAUGACACUCCACACACAACCCAGCGACCCCUAACCCUCAAUCCGCCGGAUCAUAACUCUCCCAAAAAUCCGAAUCAUACCCAUCCAGCAACUCACAAUCCUCGCUCUCAUAACCAUACGGAUCCCGCCCUCCCAGCACC
Molecule: messenger RNA, 1419 nt
Organism: Mytilinidion resinicola
Lineage: Eukaryota; Fungi; Ascomycota; Dothideomycetes; Mytilinidiales; Mytilinidiaceae
Exons: 1
Coding region: 405-959 (184 amino acids)
Source: RefSeq, a predicted model, not a curated record